This is a messenger RNA of Mya arenaria, 399 nucleotides long. RefSeq names its product D-aminoacyl-tRNA deacylase-like. Lineage: Eukaryota; Metazoa; Mollusca; Bivalvia; Myida; Myidae. Gene Ontology annotation, molecular function: hydrolase activity, acting on ester bonds. The record is from RefSeq and is a predicted model, not a curated record. The transcript has a single exon. The coding region runs from base 1 to 399 and encodes 132 amino acids.
AUGCAUGGUGACAAUGGGACAGAAGCCUUCAUGCUACUGUUGAGAUGGGUCAAAUCCUACCUGCCUGAGAAUCAACAGGUCUAUCUUCAAUGUUUACGUGGAGGUGCCUAUGUUUUGAGAAAAUGGUCAGAUGCAUUCUCAAGGCUCUACUGUAGAUUUACCCUCCUGGUUUCAAGAUUCAAUGCGGACCAGAUAGAAGCACUUAGAGCAGUACCAAGACAUCGCCUUCUGUUAGAGACGGAUGCUCCGUAUUUUCCGCUAGAAGGGAGGGACUUUUCGUCACCAAGUAUCCUAAGAUACACAGCAGAAGCAGUCGCCUCCUUGAGGAAAGAAAAUCCAUUGGAUUUGAUGCGUCAGGCAGCAAUGAAUGCGGAUGACCUGUUUCAGUGUCCCAAGUAA